Penicillium hordei is the source of this 3504-nucleotide messenger RNA. RefSeq names its product forkhead domain protein. Bases 1 to 3504 code for a protein of 1167 amino acids. Gene Ontology annotation, molecular function: DNA-binding transcription factor activity; protein binding; sequence-specific DNA binding. The transcript has 2 exons. NCBI's taxonomy places the organism in Eukaryota, Fungi, Ascomycota, Eurotiomycetes, Eurotiales, Aspergillaceae. The record is from RefSeq and is a predicted model, not a curated record. Gene Ontology annotation, cellular component: nucleus. Gene Ontology annotation, biological process: regulation of ribosomal protein gene transcription by RNA polymerase II.
AUGUCGUCGCAGACCAUGACUGCGCCAGCCGUGGGCCAUCGACCGCCUGACCCAGGCCCUGAUAGCCCCCUGUACGACUAUGGCUGCUCACCAGACAGCGACUCCCCUUCCAAUCCUCGAGACGACUCCGCAAUUCGCGCCAUGCAGAAUAAUUCUGCCCCGUCAACUCCCAACGGGAUGCCCGCCCCGGACGUCGCAAUCAAAACCGAAUGCUCAGACAGCCACGACUUUUCAGCUGCGCAACAUCAGCAAGAUGCAAACACGCAAAACGCCGCAAGUGCGCUCCUAGCGCAGCUUCUUGGAAAUCAAUCAGCCGCAAACUCUACCCCUACCACGAUACAACCUGCACAACAGGAUGAGGACCAGGAUAUUCACAUGGAUAUCAAGAUGGACAACUCAAUCUCUCAGUCAUUUGAUAUGGCUAACCAAAACUCUGCGCCUAUCGACCCGAGCUUGCAUCGAGACACUGCCUCAAUAUCUCGCGAGAUUCAAGACUUGCUGAACGGGAAAGCUUUAGGUGACGAGCUUAUGGGAACGAAUUCUGCACACCAGGAUAUGGACCAUACAGGAUUCAACUCCGAUGCCAUGGGGACCUUGUCCGACCCCAUGAAUCCGAAAUUGAGCACCGACCAGCCCUCGCUCCUUCCACCCUUGGACUUUUCGGCCGCCCCGAAAAAUACGUUUGAAGCUCUCCACCAAAACGAGCUGCUCACAGCCGCCUUUCUUUCGCAAAACGCAGAUCUGUCAGCCCUGGGGUAUCAAGAUAUGGCGGCUUCAAUUGCUGGAUCGGAACCUAAGAUCCAAGCGUUUGCCAAGUUGGAGUUUGAUGAUGGGCAUUUUUACGUCAAUACCUACUCAUUCAUCCUAGGACGAGACGUGCGCGCCGCUCGCGCCGCCCAUCACCGAGAGUUCCAGUACCGGCAGGCCGUGCGAAGCACUCGGGCGAAGAGUUCAAGUGGAGGAAACACAUCCCACACCCCGAACCGUAUGAAGCGGGAGGAAAGCGCUGCCAUGAUGGGCAGUGUUGUCAGUGAUCGGGGAGGUAUUAUGGGCUUUGAUCCAGAUAUACCUCCGCACCUUCCGAACAACAUGAACAUGAGCCGACGAUCCUCAAAAUCCUCCUUUGACGACGCUGUUGUACCAUUGCAUGCAAACCCGGCUCAGCUACAAUCGACAACCGACUACAAUGCGCUGGCGAUGCAAUCUUUGCAAGAUGGAAACGGGGAUGCAAAGCCCGUUGAUGCGCUGGCUUUGCUCCCCUCCCCUGAUUCUUGUCCCACCAUCCCAAUUCACCCCCCAACGACCGUUGACGGCAGUGCCGCAGGCCAUCGAGGGAUUUCUCGGAGGCAUGUCCGGAUCUCAUACAAUUUUGAUCGUAACUUGUUUGAGAUGGAAGUAAUGGGACGCAACGGAGCGUUCAUUGGGGCUGAUUGGCUAUCACCGGGGCAAGUUCGCCCGUUACACAGCGGCGACUACAUCCAAAUUGGAGGCGUGCGUAUCCGCUUUUUGCUACCAGACGUCCCCAUUGGCGAAACUGGAGCGGACCGGAUGGAAGAAAAAAUGGCAGAAAAGAACGACGAGGAGGAAGAAGAGGAGAAAGAUGCCCGUGCUUCAAUGGAAAUGGACGACGACGUCGAUGAAUCUGAGAGACUUGGGAGUGACAGCGGCGAGAGCAGGGAACCUUCAAAGAAGAUCAUCCUCAAGACAAAGGAUUCCAAAUCAUCUCAAGCAAUGGAUUCUAUCGAGACUGGGGAUAACGAUUCACAGCCAGCUCGCCGCCGGGGACCAGGACGCCCUCCCAAGGAUGGAAUCAUGUCUAAGCGCGAGCGGGCUGAGCUUGCUCGGGAGCAGAAAAUUGCUGCCAAGCGCGAGGCCAACGGAGGUAUCACACCACCUCCACUCAAAGUGCCCAAGGCCGGGAAGACAGUUGCCAAAGAAUCUGUUGUUCCUGAGUCACCAACAAACAAACCAUCCGAGAAGCGGAAGUACACCAAGAGAAAGAAGCCGGAUGGCACACCAAUGGAUUCUCCCCUUCCCUCAACGGAAGGCGGCCAGAUGUCUGUGGAGCCCCCGCAAGAAUAUGUCAAGCCCCCACCGGUCAAAAAGCGCAAACCGUCACGGUCACCAUCUCCCAACUAUCCUCCGGAGUCUGCUUACAAUGCCGAGGAUCUGGCAAAACCGCCGUACAACUACGCCGUUCUCAUCUUUGAUGCUCUGACGGAAGCUGGCACGCCAAUGACGUUGAAGCAGAUCUAUCGUGCGCUAAAACUGAAGUAUCCAUAUUUCCGCUUCAAGUGUGAGACUGAGGGCUGGACAUCUAGUGUACGACACAACCUGAACGGCAACGGUCAUUUGUUCAUGCACGCAGAACGAGAUGGCAAGGGUUGGUCAUGGCAGCUCAUUCCUGGCGCGUCGGUUGAGAAGGAGAAGAAACGACGUCCUUCGCCGCCGCCGCAGGUUUCCCACCCUCCUCCGCCUGCUCCCCAGCAGUACAUGCCUCAGAUGUCCCACUCGUAUGCACCACCUCAGGGCCCACCACCGGUGCCAAAUCCGCCACAGCAUUUCCAAUUCCCUUCCAUACCGCCUGCUCCUUUCCCGGCCUCUGUUAAUGUGGGAGGGCAUCCACCCCAAUCCAGUCCCUACCCACCUCCAUCGAAGGCCCCUGUUCCUAUGCCCAGCGCUCCUCCUCCUACUCCGCCGGUUCAAGCUCCUGCUCCUGCUCCUGCUCCACCCCCGCCCCAGGCUGCGACACCGGCACCGGCACCUCCGCCGGCGCCCACAUCUGCCCCUGUCUCUGCUCCUAUCCCGUCGCCAGCACCAACACCUACUCCGGCUCCUAUGCCUACGUCUGCACCCACACCCGCACCUACACAGGCACCCGUGCCAGUACCAUCGGCACCGGCACCGGCACCGGCAGUAGCGCCAGCGCCAACACCAGUUCCACCUAUCAAUCCAGCUGCAUCCUUCCCCAUCCCCAGUCAACUCCGCAACAACCUCCCAGCUGCAUUCGCAGCAACCAUCCCUUCAACCUACACUUCACCCUACGCAUCCGCCCCCGCUCCGCAAGGCGGCCAGCAGCAACAGUUGCAGACCCCACGGCCUCCUCACGGGCCACCUCAGCACCAUUCCCCUUAUCCACAACAAAAGCCGCCAUCCUCCCAACCUCCCCACAACAAUCCGCAGCCUCGGACAUACCCUCCAUCUGGCGUCCCGGCUCAUUCUCACCAUCAACAACAGCAACACCCUGUUCAGCAGAACUCUGCACCAGGGCCACCAGAGUCAUCCUCGUUCAUUGACCGGGCGAACAAGGCAAUCGAUGACUUUGAAGCUGUUCUCAUGGAAGACUACGAGGACAAGAAUUACAUCCGGGAAGUUCUCCGGAGUGCGCGUGCACGCGUGUUGGGCGAUGCGCCAGAAAGCUCCUUCCCAGGUGGCGAGCCAAAAGACGAAGCCGUCAUCAUGGAUGUGCUACGCAAUUUGGUCGGAAGCCUGAAAGAUGAGUGA